CUUGGGAAAUAAAAUUAUACUGUUUUAUAGAGUAAUUUUUCGUAAUCACUAACUUUUACUGAUCCGCCAUAUCGCUUUAUAUUCCCCCCCUGAAAUCUCGGUUUUAAACCUGCUUCUGCGACUCGUAACAACACGAUCGAAACUCGGGUCGGGCAUUCCGACCUGUCAGAUUUUCAAAACAAAAUCUACGGCAAUUGUUUGUAAAACUAUUGUGCGUAGUAUGGUUCAGCUAUUUUGAGGACGUAAAAAUGGCUGUUUGUAUCGCAGUCAUCGGCAAAGAUAAUUCACCGAAAUACAUCAAGUGCAUAGCCGAACAGAAUGCGCUUCAAUUCCACAACAAAGUUCACACUUCUAUCGAUAUUAUAGAAGAAAAAUUGAGCGUUGGCACUAAAGCAGCGACUGAUACACGAGAAUUGUUCUUGGGACUUUUGUUCUCCACCGAAGAACACAAAAUAUUUGGAUAUGCAACGAAUACGAAAAUCAAAUUUGUCGUAGUCUUGCAGUCGACAAAUCCAUCUUUCCGGGACAAUGAUGUUAGAAUGAUUUUCAGAAAAUUACACGUGGCUUAUGCCAAUGCAGUCUGCAACCCAUUUUACAUUCCAGGCGAACAGAUAAAAUCCAGAUCGUUUGAGGCCUCGGUGAAGGAUAUAAUGGGUCUAUGAUUGUUCAAGAUAUUCACAACAAUGAAAUUAUUAACGAAAGUCUUGGACUUUCUUUUCACCUGAUAUGUAAAUAUGUGAUUUAUGUUCUGCGUAAUAUAUUUUCUCUAUAAUAAUA
This is a messenger RNA of Venturia canescens, 777 nucleotides long. Its product is annotated as trafficking protein particle complex subunit 2-like protein. The transcript is spliced from 5 exons. Gene Ontology annotation, cellular component: TRAPP complex; nucleus; cytoplasm. NCBI's taxonomy places the organism in Eukaryota, Metazoa, Arthropoda, Insecta, Hymenoptera, Ichneumonidae. The coding region runs from base 249 to 662 and encodes 137 amino acids. Gene Ontology annotation, biological process: endoplasmic reticulum to Golgi vesicle-mediated transport. The record is from RefSeq and is a predicted model, not a curated record.